AUGUACAUCAACUGGGCUCAUCACUACACCCCAAAGAUUAGUGGUACUUGCUCUGUAAUGAUAAACUCCUUAUUCAUCUACAUAGUUCAUGAUGAUAAAAAAGUAAAGUUGGGAUGCUAUAGAUAUUUGCUCAUUUUCUUUGCUCUGUACAACUUUACAAGUACUGCUAUCGAUCUUAUGGUACCCGGGGUUUGCAUAAAGACAUUUUUCCAAAAAAUUAGAAGAAGAGUUACAGUGUGUUUUGGAUCAUGGCUACUCCUUUUCCUUCUUCAUUGUCGGAGGAGUUUUCGAGAAGCGGCUUACUGUAUUCUACACUGUCAUUUUGUGUACAGAUACAUGUUACUAUUUCACCGGAAAUUUCUGGAACAUUUUUUCAUGCCAUAUGGACUUUUGACAUCGGUAGGGUAUAGUUUUAUGAUUAUGGUCUUAUGGUUUCCGGCCUGUUGGAUUUUCGCUGAAGCUGACGAUGAGCGAAGAAAUUAUAUAGCUGCGGAAUUUUAUGAGAGAUACGGUGUCGACGUUUACGACAUCAAUGUGAUUACUUGCCUCUAUAAUGUAAGCCAAAGUGAACGAUUAGAUAUAUUAUUUUUCAAGGAAGCGACCUCUGACGUAAUCAAAAAUUCAUGGAUCGGUAUUCUGAUUGGAACUUCGAUUUCUGCGUAUUCUGUGAUUCUAUGCUUUAUUUUCGGCACUUUCAUAAUUCUUCGCCUUCGAAGUGGCGAACUAAACAUGAGUGAAAAAACCAAACAUUUACAAAAACAGCUUAUUAAAGUUCUCAUCGUUCAGUCUUCAAUUCCAGUUAUCGUCUGUUUCUGUCCAUGUUUUGCCGCUUGGUACAUGCCAGUUUUCAAACUGAACGUUGGAAAUUGGAUUAAUUGGAUAUCGGCCGUUGCAAUCUCAUUUUUCCCGGUUCUCGAUCCAUUGGCUCUGUUUUAUUUCAUUCCAGUUUUUCGAAGUCGCAUGAAUGAAAUCUUUCGGUUAAAAGGGAAGAUCAGAUCUGGAUCAACAAGGAUAUCAACAAUCUGA
This is a messenger RNA of Caenorhabditis briggsae, 1026 nucleotides long. It is a transcript of the gene Cbr-srj-27, whose product is annotated as Protein CBR-SRJ-27. NCBI's taxonomy places the organism in Eukaryota, Metazoa, Nematoda, Chromadorea, Rhabditida, Rhabditidae. The coding region runs from base 1 to 1026 and encodes 341 amino acids. The transcript has 4 exons. The record is from RefSeq and is a predicted model, not a curated record.